This is a messenger RNA of Morchella sextelata, 1956 nucleotides long. RefSeq lists its product as uncharacterized. Lineage: Eukaryota; Fungi; Ascomycota; Pezizomycetes; Pezizales; Morchellaceae. The record is from RefSeq and is a predicted model, not a curated record. Bases 1 to 1956 code for a protein of 651 amino acids. Gene Ontology annotation, molecular function: phosphatase inhibitor activity; transcription corepressor activity; chromatin binding. Gene Ontology annotation, biological process: negative regulation of transcription by RNA polymerase II; negative regulation of phosphatase activity. The transcript has 6 exons.
AUGUCGGCCCCGCCAGACCCAACGAUCGAGCGCCACCGCCAGCGCCUCGAGGAGUCGCUCGCAAAGCUGCGCAAGGCGCUCAAGCACUGGCAGAUCCUGUCGGCCGAGUACGAGGCCUUCCGCGAGGAGCUGCAGGGACUGCCGGAGGGCGCGAGUCGUGAGGAUAUGCUGGCGGUGGGAUUAGAUUUCGGGGGCACGUUGGUGGAUGAGAAGGAAAUCAAGACCUUCCUCGGCGACAAAGUCGGCAAACGACGCACACUUGGCCAAGUCAUUGCCACAGUCGGCCACCGAAUCGACUAUGUACAAGAAAACGUCACCAAAGUCGAAAAGCAGCUCGAAAAGGGCGAGACCAAGCUCGCCUCGCUGCUCGUCGUCGCGGGCCCCGACCUCGUGAACGAGGAAGGUCUGCCCAUCAUGGACAUCCGCGAGGAGCUCGACGAGGACGAUAAUGUCGUUACUGCCACAAUCAACGGGAACGACCCCACGGCGCCCAUACAGCCCAUCGACACCGAGGGCCUCGAAAAGAUCGUGGACAUCGCCCAAGAAGACGCACCCCCGCCACCUACACCAGCACCCACAUCCGCCAAAGCCCCACAGCCACGAGAAAACAAGCCCAAGAAGCCCUCCCCCCUGCGCGAAGCCAUCUCCCAAGACACAAUCCCCACCCCCACACCCGCCCCCGCCCCCGCCCCCGCGCCACAGAAAAACCUCACCAACGCCGCCCUCUACGCCUGCGAGCCCCCGGACCUCAAACUCAUCUCCUCACAAUCCGAAGACGGCGGCGGCCACGUCCGCAUCAUCGACGACGCGCCCGAGGCCGCGCCGAAAGACUGGGUGCAGUCCGUCCCCGGCGAGUCCGAGGCCGACGCCGCCCUGCGCCGCGACAUGCUCAAGUACAACAUGCAGGAGAUCGGCGCCGUGGUGGCCGAGAUCAACCUCGACGAGGAGGGCGAGUACUACGGGUAUGAGGACAGCGACUUUGACGAUGACGACGACGACGAGGAGGAGGAGGAGGACGGGUAUGGCAGGGCGACGUAUAAGGUCAUUACCCCCGAGCUACAGAGGGAGAUGGAGGAGCUGCAGCGGCGGGUCGCGGCGCGGGCGGAGGCGGCAAGGAGUGGGGGGAAGGUGCCGGAGGAGGCUGUGGCGCCGGAGCCGGAGGUGGAAGAGGAGGAGGAGGAGGAAGAGGAGGAGCCAAAACCGGGGAAGAAGGGCGUCCGCCCCGCAGAGCUCCCGCCAUUCCCGACGCCGCCGUCGGCCGCCAACACAGAAGACGCCAUCCCGCUGCUGCUGGACCUGCUAGCCAUGGACGAGAUGCGCAAGGAGGAGCUCCGGAAGGAGGAGAUGCGCAAGGCCGGGAUCAAGAUUGCCGGCGAGACGCCCAAGACGCAGAAGCCGAGCAUCUUCAAGGCCGAGAAGAGCGCGCUGCCGGAGAAGACUGCAGCGCCACCGCUGCAGGAGCGCAUUGUGCCGGAGUCGGUUGUGGCAUCGUCGGUGUUGGAGCGCCCGCCGGGGCUGCCCAUAGCGGGGACGCCUGUAGAGCCACCGAGGGCAAGGAAGCCGUCGCGGUUUAUGGCGGCGAAGGCGGCUGGCGCUGGUACUGGUACUGGUGCGCUGGGGUCGAUAUUCAUGAACACGACGCCUACGAUAAACCCACCUGACGCUGAAGGAGAAGAAGAGGAUGAGAAGCCGGGCCAGCCUACGGUUUCAGACUUUAUCAAGGAGCGGGAACCGGACGCGAAUGCAGCGGUGGAGCCGCCGGAUGAGCUGGACCCCACGAUCCACAGACAGGAGGUGGCCACAGAGUUCCACCGCAUGCGCACAAAGAUGAUACAGCAGCAGGGCGGCUUCGUCGAGGGUGAGGAGGAGGGCGCAAUGGUGCCGCUGAACGAGGACGGCGAGAAGCGCAAGGUCAGCCGGUUCAAGGCCGCCCGGAUGAAGGCGGUGGGUCAAUGA